AUGAACAACAGGGCCCGGCGGACACUGGUUGUGGGGAGAGUGAAAUACUUCGGCCAGCACCGCGGGGAGGUCAACUCCUCUGCCUUCUCCCCCAACUGCCAGACACUACUCACAGCCUCAGAUGAUGGCUGUGUGUAUGGCUGGGAGACCCAGAGCAGACAGCUGCUGUGGAGGCUGGGUGGACACACAGGCCCUGUGAAGUUCUGCCGCUUCUCCCCUGAUGGCCGCCUCUUUGCCAGCUCCUCCUGUGACUGCACGAUCCGCCUAUGGGAUGUGGCAAGAGCCAAAUGUCUGCAGAUCCUGAAGGGUCACCAAAGGAGUGUAGAGACAGUCAGCUUCAGUCCUGACUCGAGGCAGCUGGCAUCAGGUGGCUGGGACAAGAGGGUGAUGCUCUGGGAUGUGCAGUCAGGUCAGAUGUUGCGCCUCUUACUUGGGCACCGUGAUUCUGUCCAGAGCAGUGACUUCUCUCCAAGUGCUGACUGUCUGGCCACUGGUUCCUGGGACUCCACCAUGCGUAUCUGGGACCUUCGGGCUGGAAGCCAAGAGGCCUUCCUCCAGAGACUGGAGGGCCACAGUGGUAACAUCAGCUGUGUGUGCUACUCAGCAUCUGGCCUCCUGGCAUCUGGCUCCUGGGACAAGACCAUCUGCAUCUGGAAGCCACAGACAGCCAGCCUGCUUGUCCAACUUAAGGGCCAUGCCACCUGGGUGAAGAGCAUAGCUUUCUCCCCAGAUGAGUUGUGGCUGGUCAGUGCUGGCUAUUCCCACCAGGUCAAAGUUUGGGACUGCACGACAGGGACGUGCACAGAGACCCUAAAGGGAAGCCUGGAUGUGGCCCACGCAUGUGCCUUCACCCCAGAUGGAAAACUCUUAGUGUCUGGAGCUGCUGAUCCCAAACACUGA
Messenger RNA from Chrysochloris asiatica (Cape golden mole), 900 nucleotides. RefSeq names its product WD repeat domain 38 (gene WDR38). NCBI's taxonomy places the organism in Eukaryota, Metazoa, Chordata, Mammalia, Afrosoricida, Chrysochloridae. The transcript has 9 exons. The record is from RefSeq and is a predicted model, not a curated record. Gene Ontology annotation, molecular function: protein binding. Bases 1 to 900 code for a protein of 299 amino acids.